AUGAGAACAUUAAGAUUUUUACCAAAAGACAAGCUAAAAUGUUAUGAUGGAGGCGAAUUUAUCAGCAGUCUUGUAGGGGAAACAAAUGAAUUAGUUGAUGGUCCUUGCCUGUUUCAGGUAACUCUAAGUUCAACCGACGAAAGAAUUCGCAAGGCCGAAGAUGGACGAGAAUUUGUUUUUGUACAGCGUUUUGCCCACAACAUUGCAGCAGCCAUCCGUGAAAACGCCUCUACAAAUGUCACAACUCAAAGCCAACGUUUGCCUUCACUGGCUCUCAUGGUUGGUGCCGAGUUCCAGGACUAUUAUUGGCAUACCAUUCUUCAUGGAGUGGCAGAAAUUAACGUGGAAACAGUCCUGGUCAAAGAUGAUGAAAUUCCCUAUAACCCGCUACUCGUGCCACUGGCGUGUUGUCUGGUUGUGGCGGUGGGUGCCCUCUGCACCUGCAUUAUCUGUGUCUGUGCCCACCGAAAGCACCAGGAGUUGAUUGAAAAACAUGCAGCUAUCACCAAGCCGCCACCCACCACCUCUGCUACCGUCGCCUCCACCGCGCCAGGUGCAACUCCCGCUCCGCAGACAGCGACGACUCACUACUACCAACCCACAGUCGUCUUUCCAAACCCCACCCAGCAGCAACAACAGAGGAGUGUCAGAUAG
This is a messenger RNA of Hydatigera taeniaeformis, 654 nucleotides long. Lineage: Eukaryota; Metazoa; Platyhelminthes; Cestoda; Cyclophyllidea; Taeniidae. The record is from the annotation of a GenBank genome assembly.